UUGGGCCUAAAUGAUCACCAUCAGAAUGAAGUGAUUAACUAUAUGCGUUUUGCUCGCUCAAAAAGAGGCUUGAGACUCAAAACGGUAGAUUCUUGCUUCCAAGAUCUCAAGGAGAGCAGGCUGGUGGAGGAGACCUUCACCAUCGACGAGGUCUCCGAGGUCCUGAGCGGACUGCAGGCCGUGGUGCACAGCGAAGUGGAGUCUGAGCUCAUCAACACCGCCUACACCAACGUGCUGCUCCUGCGGCAGCUUUUUGCACAAGCCGAGAAGUGGUACCUUAAGCUACAGACAGACAUCUCUGAACUUGAAAACAGAGAAUUAUUAGAGCAAGUUGCAGAGUUCGAAAAAGCAGAAUUCAUAUCUUCCAACAAAAAGCCUGUCCUAGAUAGCAUCAAGCCGAAACUAGCUCCUCUUAACGAAGGCGGGACGUCCGAACUCCUGAACAAGGAAAUUUCAAGGCUUCAAGAAGAGAAUGAAAAAUUGAAGUCAAGGCUGAAGACCAUUGAAAUGCAGGCUAUAAAUGCAUUGGAUGAGAAGUCAAAACUAGAAAGAGCAUUGCAAGAUUUGCAGCUUAAUCAAGGGGAUCAAAAGGAUUACAUACAAUCCCAAGACAUGAGUGAGUUGGAAAACACAGUUGCUGCUUUGAAGAAUGAGUUUCAGAGGACCCUCGAUGACCAGACGGAAACCCAGAAGUCCCUGGAGGAGAACCUGGCGACAGCCAAGCAUGACCUCCUCCGUGUUCAAGAGCAGCUGAGCUUGGCUGAAAAGGAAUUAGAAAAGAAAUUCCAACAAACAGCUGCUUAUCGAAACAUGAAAGAGAUUCUUACCAAGAAGAAUGAGCAGAUCAAGGAGCUAAGGAAAAGACUGACAAACUCCAGGGUCUUUAAUUGA
Molecule: messenger RNA, 891 nt
Organism: Elephantulus edwardii (Cape elephant shrew)
Lineage: Eukaryota; Metazoa; Chordata; Mammalia; Macroscelidea; Macroscelididae
Gene: LZTFL1
Product: leucine zipper transcription factor-like 1
Exons: 9
Coding region: 43-891 (282 amino acids)
Biological process (GO): negative regulation of protein localization to cilium
Cellular component (GO): cytoplasm
Source: RefSeq, a predicted model, not a curated record